Astyanax mexicanus (Mexican tetra) is the source of this 2039-nucleotide messenger RNA. RefSeq names its product mitochondrial ribosomal protein L20 (gene mrpl20). Gene Ontology annotation, molecular function: rRNA binding; structural constituent of ribosome. The coding region runs from base 86 to 535 and encodes 149 amino acids. Gene Ontology annotation, biological process: ribosomal large subunit assembly; translation. NCBI's taxonomy places the organism in Eukaryota, Metazoa, Chordata, Actinopteri, Characiformes, Acestrorhamphidae. The transcript is spliced from 4 exons. Gene Ontology annotation, cellular component: ribosome. The record is from RefSeq and is a predicted model, not a curated record.
AGUGGCUCCGGAACAGCAGUCACGCUGCUGUAUUGGAGAUUAAGGUCAGAGUCACGGCGCGUGUUUCUGAUACAGAUAGAUCAUCAUGGUGUUUCUGACUUUACCCUGCUGGAUCAGGAGCCGAGGACCCGACCGCUACUGGAAGGUGCAGGAGCUGCUGAAGAAUGCGCGGCACUUCAGGGGCAGAAAGAACCGCUGCUAUAAGCUGGCGGUGCGAACCGUCUGCAGGGCCUUCGUCUACGCAACCAAGGCCAGGAAGGUCAAACGACGCAGCAUGAGAACGUUGUGGAUAUCUCGUAUCGCUGCAGCUUCUCGUGAGCAUGGACUGAAAUACCCAGCGUUAAUACAUAACCUUGUAAAAAGCAGCGUUCAGUUAAACCGGCGGAUUCUGAGCGACCUGGCGAUCACAGAGCCGCGGACGUUCCAGGCUUUGGCGACGUUGGCGCGGGCGCGGCAGCAGGAGGGUCUGCGGGCGGCGCUGGGCGACGGGACAGAGCCGACGGGUGUGUUCUCACGUAUCACACAGCUGCAGUGAUUGGCUCUUCUCUCAGCCAAUCACAGAGCACUUAUCAAUACCAAAUCUCCAUGAAGCUCCAGAACAACCGAACCCUCGAACCCUCCUGCAGCUCCAGCAGAACCAAGACCUUCAACCUGAGAUGUACUGAAACCUGAUUCUGUACCACUGUUUUCUUUUAAGGUUCUCCAGCAUCCAAAUAGUGCCCUGAUAUGACCUGGUACCAUAAUGAACCAUGGUUUUCACUAAAGUCCUCUACUUUAAAAGGACCCCAUUUUCUUGUUUUUUUUUUCCCAUAUAUGUACUUACUGUGAGCGUCCUGACCAAUCACAGAUCCAGAUCCAUUUCCAGAGUUGGGUGAUAUUAAACAUCAUCAUUACUGAUUCUAAAGUGUGUAUUUUACUAUACUUUUCUCCAUAGCAAUGCGUAUCACAGUAUGUAGCAAUAAGAUUGCCAUAACAGUAUUUAAACAAUUCCGUUUAAACAAGCCCCUCACCUUGCCCCAUUCAGGCUCCGCCCACCAAUUACCUUAUCCUUUUAUAUUUACUGUUACCUGACUGGACAAGCUUUUUAAAAUGCAGGUAAAACCCUGAAAGGAAGGCUUUAUCACAACACCUACAUUUAAGGCCCUUUUACACUGUAUCCUGCACAAAUUUAACAGAGGCAUUUAAAUCAGGCUGACCAAUCAGAACGAGAGGCCUAUAACUGCAGACCAAACAAAUUAUACUGAAGCUGCAGAAGAGAGCUUAUAAUCUCUAAUCAGCACACAAUAUAAAAAUGUGGAGUUGAAAUUAAUAAAUUCCAAAGGAAAGCCAAGUGUGUCGAUGUUUUAUAAAAUUUGUCUCGUAGCAUCCUAGUCUGUUCGUUUUCCUCUUAUAACUAGAAUUAUAGGAGGAAGAUAAAGAGAGCAGAAAAAGGAGCAGAAAUCAGAUAGAUAAAAUGAAACAAUUACAUUUUUCGACACAUUUGUGCAGGAUUUACUAUGUUAAAAAUUUAUCUGUUUUUUUGUGUUAACAGGCCUUUCGAAUUUAAUCAUUAUUCUGUACAUUUAAUUAAGCAUUUUGUAAAGUAGUUAAACAGUAGUUAAAAAGAUUUCCUGAAGUACAGAUUAGGAGACGGAGCCUGAGGUUAUUUACCCUCUAUUGAGGUACAUUAUCAAAAUUGUACAGACUCUGGGGGACUUUUGGGGGACUUUUUCAGUGACAAUUCUAAAAGACAGACUCUGGAGAACUGAGAUACGCUGCACUGCAGGGUUUACAAACUUGUUUGAGCAUACAAAACAUUACACUGUUAUAAUGCAGCAUUUCAGUGUGAAACAGAGCAUGAAUAGGGGUCAGAGAUUUGUACAUGAAUGGUUGGUUGGUGAUUCAUAUUGGAGAAGGCCUGUGAGUGGAGUGGAGAAGUGCAAGGGAAUGUACUUAUUUUGGUUUGAAAUGUGUGAUUGUAUGUUGUAUGUUAUUGUGUCUGUAAAUAUAUGUGCCAUUUUCUGUUCCUGUUAAUAAAUUGUUUUCCUAUUUAAAAUCUU